Molecule: messenger RNA, 1610 nt
Organism: Phyllotreta striolata
Lineage: Eukaryota; Metazoa; Arthropoda; Insecta; Coleoptera; Chrysomelidae
Source: the annotation of a GenBank genome assembly
CUUCGGGAAAACCUCCGCGAAGAGACAUGAGCGGAUCCGGAAAACCGCUGCUCGGCCUGUGGUUGUACCGCAGCGGAGAGGACUGGAGCUAUAAGGAGGACAGUCCAAUUGCACUCAAGCCGCAGCAAUCGGAAGAUAAGGAGGAAACGCCCGUCCAGCCGGAAGAAAAAGAAAAAAUAUCAAUAAUUUUCUCGUUGAAAAACCAAGUGGGCGGAUUGGUGAGAGCCCUCCAGGCCUUCCAAGACCUAGGAAUCAACGUGCAAAGAAUCGAGUCCAGACCGUCCCAAACCGGAGAAAAUCAAGCCGAUUUUCUCGUCGACGUCGAAUGCGAACCGAAAAAACUAGAACAGUUGGGCAGAUUGCUCAAGCGGGAAGUAGUGACCAUGGUGAUCGGAAAAUACGGCAGCGAAGACAGCGAGAACGAUUUCCCGCCGCCGACGCCGCUUUCCGCCACAGCCAGCUUCGAUUUCGAUGAAAUGCCUUGGUUUCCGAAAAAAAUCUCCGAAAUCGACCUGGCCCAGAAUGUUUUAAUGUACGGCAGCGAUUUGGACGCGGAUCAUCCGGGAUUCAAGGACCCGGUUUAUCGAAAAAGAAGGGAGCAUUUUUACAAAAUUGCCAUGAAUUACAAACAUGGCCAACCAAUACCCAGGGUAAAAUACACCCCUGAGGAGAUCAAAACAUGGGGAACGGUGCUUCGCGAAUUGCAGAAACUCUACGAAAAGCACGCUUGCAAAGAGUACCUGGAAAACUGGCCGCAAUUGGUGAAGUACUGCGGCUACAGAGAGGAUAAUAUACCGCAAUUACAAGACGUCAGUUCGUUUCUCAAACGGAAAACUGGAUUUCAAUUGAGACCGGUCGGUGGAUACUUGAGCGCCAGGGAUUUCCUGGCCGGACUGGCUUUCAGAGUUUUCCAUUGCACCCAGUAUAUAAGGCAUUCAAUCGAUCCAUUUUACACACCCGAACCAGAUUGUUGCCACGAAUUACUAGGUCACAUGCCUCUUCUGGCCAAUCAGAGCUUCGCUCAGUUUUCACAAGAACUAGGUUUAGCUUCCUUGGGAGCUUGUCAAGAAGAUAUCGAUAAAUUAGCUACACUCUACUUUUUCACCGUGGAAUUCGGCCUGGCCAAGCAGAACGGCGAUCUCAAAGUCUACGGAGCCGGAUUGCUCAGCUCCGUCGCCGAAUUGAAGCACGCCAUCGCCUCCACCGACAAAGUAAAACGCUUCGAUCCGGAGGUCACCUGCAGGCAGGAGUGCAUCAUCACCGACUACCAAUUGGGCUACUGGUACACCGACAGCUUCGAAGAGGCCAAAGAGAAGAUGCGCACGUUCGCCGAACGGAUCAAACGGCCGUUCGGCAUCCGCUACAAUCCCUACACGCAGAGCGUCGAGGUGUUGAGCAACGAGACGAAAAUCACGGCGCUGGUGUCGGAGUUGCGCGGCGAUUUGUGCAUCGUCAACAGCGCCUUGAAGAAGAUCAGCGCCAGGGAUUCCACGUUGGACGUGAAUCGGAUAGCGUCGCUCUUGCAAAAGGGAUUGAUCCAAGAUGGUACCGCUAACAACGACGAUGGCAAACCUGGUGAUGAUGAUGUUAAUUGAUUCGGCGAAUGUGUA